Oncorhynchus tshawytscha (Chinook salmon) is the source of this 7372-nucleotide messenger RNA. RefSeq names its product zinc finger protein 654 (gene znf654). The transcript is spliced from 2 exons. Gene Ontology annotation, cellular component: nucleus. NCBI's taxonomy places the organism in Eukaryota, Metazoa, Chordata, Actinopteri, Salmoniformes, Salmonidae. Gene Ontology annotation, molecular function: DNA-binding transcription factor activity, RNA polymerase II-specific; DNA binding. Bases 306 to 4586 code for a protein of 1426 amino acids. Gene Ontology annotation, biological process: regulation of transcription by RNA polymerase II. The record is from RefSeq and is a predicted model, not a curated record.
CUCUCAGUGAAUGUAAUUGUUCCGAAUAACACAAGUAGAAGAACAAAUACAUAUGUAACUCAUGUUCCAAGAGAACCAACGGAAGUUACGAAUAUUCCAAAAAAGCGAACUGCUUCUGAAGUCGGGGAGAUUCUAGAAUCGUCCAGGAAGUCCGAAGUUACCGACAUUCUGAAAGAGGCUAUGGAUAUAGCAAACAUUGGUGUGGAUGAAGCAAUGGUGGGGACGGUGACACUGGCAGCGUCCCUGGAAAGGAAACUCGGGAGCUUGUUGUUCUUACUCCUUUCUGCUGGCUGGCUAAUACCUCAAUGGAUGCGUUUGCUAGAGAGUUUGAAAAGUUUGCCAAGGGUCCGGAUUCUGAUGUUGUCGCAAAGCAGCAGUCGGUGACACCACAGACCACAGAUGGUGUCUCGCGCAAAACGUUGGAGACGACAUCGUCAACGGUGACACCACAGACCACAGAUGGUGUCUCGCGCAAAACGUUUGAGAGGACAUCGUCAACGGUUCCAAAAGUCAUCCCUAAGACCGUCACAGACCCAGUGGUCCUUGAGGACACUACAAAAGUAACCAAAGUCACCCCACAGGACACUACAGACAUCCAGGAAAACAUGGACACUCGACACACCCAACAGGACAUUAAAGGUUCCUCACAAAACACGGAGCCGGAGGAUAUCCCAAUGGCCGCUGAGAGCUUCCCACGGCUCCCUGAUGAGACCCGGCAGCUUGAGCACCCUCUGAAAGGCACUGUGGGUACUCCAGAGUUCCCUGUGGACUCGACACAGGACAAUGACACCCCUCAGUUCACUGAAGACCCCCCACAGAAUACACAGGACAUAAGACACCUCACAGAGGACACCCUGAAAGUCACUUUCACUGAGGUCACCCCACAGGCUACUGAGGACCGCACAAAAGCCACUGUGGAUACUCCAGAGGCUGUGGACACACUACCACAGAACAUAGAGGAGGACAGCUCGGAGGGAAUUGAGGAUAGCCGGAAAGUUACUGUCGACAGCCAGGAAGUUACUGUCGACAGCCAGGAAGUUACUGUCGACAGCCAGGAAGUUACUGUCGACAGCCAGGAAGUUACUGUCGACAGCCAGGAAGUUACUGUCGACAGCCAGGAAGUCACUGUCGACACUGUAGACAGCCAGGAAGUCACUGUAGAUACCUCUGAGCACAUUGAGGACGCCCUACAAAUACAUAACACUGCAGACACCCUACAGCUCACAGUGGAUGCCCCAAUGGUCUCUGAAGAGCUCACCAAGGACACACGUGGUGCCACACAGAACAAUGGGGACACGCCACAGCUCCAUGAGGACACACCGGUCACUGAGGACACCCUAAGAGUCCCUGAAGAGAUGUCACAGGAACCCAAAGACACCUCAAAGGUCAGCAGAGAUACCCCAAUGGUCUCUGAGGACACCCUUAAAGUACAUGUGGAUACUCAAAAGGUCCCAGAGGACACCCCACAGAACAUACAAGUCAAUGAAGACACCUCAAUGGUUACUGAAGACACCCCACAGGACACACUGUACAAUUCACUGGUCAACCCGAAAGUCACUGAAAGUGCUCACACUCCAAAGGUCACCCCAAGAGUCCCUGAAGACGCGUCACAGGACUCCGAAGACCCCUCAAAAGUCACUGAAAACUCUCCACAGAAAACACAGGACACCCCAACUGUCUCUGGGGAUAUCGGACAAACUCCUGGAGAUGGCACCCCACAGGAAAAUGAGAACAGCCCACUGGCAUAUCGCUGUAGUCUCUGCAACAAGGUUUUCAAAGGCAAACGUGUUAUAGCCCACGCCAUGUACCACUUCCGCAGGGACCAAUGUAUGUUCUGUAGGAUGCUGUUCAAAAACGACCUGCUCGCUAUGAUGCAUCUGUCCCAGCACAUCGACAAGUUGAAAAAAGGAAACCUACCGCCUGAUAUUGAGGAGGUCCGUGAGAACUGUAAAGCUGGGAUGUCAGACACGCCUGAACGCUCAACGCAGAGGGGGAGACGGGGACGCAAGAGGAUCCCUGUAAACUCCACAGAGUCAACACCUCCAGAUUACAGGAAGCUACGGUCCACCAAUAGGAUCUCCUCUAUAAACUCCUCUGAGUUGACUCCACCGGAUCGCAGGAAGCUACGGUCUAACCCUAAUCUACUGUCGACCAAUAGGCUCUCAACUGACUCUCAACCUUCACCAGAUACUAAACUUGCAACAGAAGAGUCUGAAGGCAAGCAGUGGACACAGAGGGUCAAUGGACAGAGGGGCAGAAGACGAGUUAAGGUUGAAGGAACUGAGGGUGAUGGUGAUACUCAGGCAGAGGAACAAGAAAAGAUCAGUAGGAGGCAAGAGGAGGAGCACUCGGCUCUGGAACAGAGGGAAGAACCCGUGGAGAUCUCUACUUCUCUGGCGAAGACAUCGACAGGUGAACAAGGGGGAACCUGCUCCUCUCCUCUGAAACAGUUUUUGGAAGAAGAGGAGAAACCCUGUUCCUCGGUAAAGACCAUGGAGGACAACACAGAAUCUCAGGCUGUAUCGGUAACACAGGGCAGGCUUUCAGUUUCACCUCUAGAGACCUCAGUUCAGGGUAAGGAGACUCCCGGCAUCUGCCCUGUGGAGGGAUGCACAGAGAUAUUCACUGGAAAACGGCGUUCUCUCCUCGGACAUAUUCUGGACGAUCACCGCGGCGACGCCAAACCCUUGGAAACGACGUUCCUUCACGGGAAUGGCAAAUGCAAUAUUUGCAAGAAACCUGUUUUGACUUUGCAGCAUUACCAGCACCACAUUUUAUGGCACAAAGGAAUUCCCAGGCAUCCCUGUCUACAUGAUGGAUGUAAAGCCCGGUUCAGUGCAGCGACAGAAAUGAGGAACCACGCGAAGACCCAUCAGCCGCUCCUGGCAGUGUGCUGCUUCCCAGGUUGUCGGGAGCGCUUGGCUUGUCUUCCGGAGCUGAACCGCCACGAACAAGAGCACUAUCGUCUUCCAAAGGAAGGGAAGGAUGAAUCGGUUUCCUCUACCCUUGUCACCAAUACCACCUCUGUUAACGUGAUUAAACCGUGUAAGACGAGGAGGAAUAAGCUACAGAAGAUGCAGGGUGUUAAGAGACGAUGGCCUCUUAGAGAAAAGGAGGGAUCGGCAACUGACCUCACUACUACUGUAAAGGUAACCAGGAAGUAUGACUUGACCAAGAUGUUAAAGAAAACACAGGUCGUAAAGAAACGGCAUGUUCAUAGAGACAAGGAUCCUCGUACUACUGACCCCUCUACCGUCUCUCUAAAGGUAACAAAUACGUUGAGGAAAUUGCAGGUUAAGAGGAAAUCGUGUGUUGGUAAGAAAAUGGACGCUCCAAACACUCCCGUCACCACGUCCAAUGAAAAAGCUGAGCAAGCGAGCAAGAAGUUAAAAAUGAUUCAAAAGGUAAAGAAAGCGUGGGCUGUAAAGAGACAGAACGUUAGCGAAGACAAUUAUGCCCCAACUGGUCCAACCACCUCCACCACGAUUACCGCCACUGAAAAAGUUACCGAAAAGCUAAAAAUCAUAAACAAGUUGAAGAAAAUGAGAGUUAUUAAGAAACCGAACGUUAGCAAAGAAAAGGAUACCCAACUGGAUCCAGCCACCGACACAAAAGUGACAGAAAAGUUAAAGAAAACGCAACUUGUAAAGAAACCGAGUGUUGGAAAAGACCCCAGGAAGAUGUCAAGCGUUAGCACAGACGAGGACACCCAACCUGUUCCUCCCACCGUCACUCCGAAAGUCAGCGAGAAGUUACCCGUGGUGACCGAGAAGUUAAAGAAAACACAAGUUCUAAAGAAACAAAGAGUUAUCAAGGAAUCCAAGAGGCCUGUUGGCAAAGAACCCAGGAAGACCUCCAAAAAACCUGUGAAGUCAAAGACCUCUGGUCCAGAGAAACAUGAAGUCACAGAAGAAGUAGGAAGUACAUCAAAGGAAGAAGAUGAUAAACCAUUGGUGGAAACAUCAGACUCAACAGCUAGCAGUGUCUGUGACCAGAAGAUGGUUAACGGACACUUAAAGGACCUCCCUAAAGAAUCGCCAAAAUACCAGAGAAGUCUUAAAACAAGUACAGUUUCCAAAUCCAAGAAAUGUGACCCACGAAACCAUAAACCUGCUACUCCCAAAGCCCCUACAAAUACCCCCAAAGCCCCUACAAAUACUCCCAAAGCCCCUACAAAUACCCCCAAAGCCCCUACAAAUACCCCCAAAGCCCCUACAAAUACCCCCAAAGCCCCUACAAAUACCCCCAAAGCCCCUAUCAAGGAGGAAGCGAAAAACUCAACUUUCUUUGGGAAGAUUAACAACAGGCCAUACAUCCGGCCUCCACCCACGGCCUACCUAGACGAGCGGUACACCACCAUGCCAAAACGCAGGAAAGAGAUGUCCUGGACCCCUCGCUUCUCUCCGGUGCGCCCAGACCUCGUGGUGGAGGCGUCGGGGACCACGGCGACACCGUCCGUCCGUAGGCAGCGCUGUGCCAAGUGUUUCUUGUCCUUCGACAGUGGAGAAGAGUUGCAGACGCACGUCUCGCUGAAGAAGUGUACAACCCUUUUCGGCUUCGACUCAGACGAGGACAGUAGCUCGUGAAAGCUGAUAGACAAGAGGACAUGUUUGGAUGUGCUGCUAGGGAAGGGGGGGGUGUGGGGGCUGUUGAACCCCCUCCGAAACCUGCUAGGAGUGUUGAACCCCUUUCGACCCUGCUACCUUACUGAGGGACGACCAGGGUUUACAGUCUAACAUGACUUGCUGGCUAGUCUGGGACAGCCAUGCCAGGCCUCCCCUUGUGACUGAGGCUGGCAAUCUGAGGCGGCUACAACAGGAGACGCCUCUCAACCCUGCUACCCUUUUAUCGAAGAGGAUUCUUAAAGUGUUAACUCUUUUACAUGACUUGCUGACUAGCCUGGGAUGUGACUGAAGUUGGCCGGUUGGCUACAGCAGAAGACGGAGAACAGUGAAAGGGUUGUGACCAUUCUUCCAUGUUCUGUCUCCCAUGGUCAUAGGAGUGACCUACGACCUUUGAACCCUGACCUCAAAUCCAAAGUUCAAGGGGUCUUUUGGGCUGACCGAUUUUGAUUCGUCGACCAGGAAGCGUCAACCAGGAAGCGUCUCUAAACUAAAGCCUGAAGGACUUAUGAGGCGGACACUAUGAGACCUGGCCGGAUAGUUAAUAUAUUCUUUGUUUUUAUUUGUUUUUGACCGUAUUUACUUUGGAUUGAAGAAGUGCCUGGAAUCCAACCUGCUACUUCCUGCUUCUCUUCUAUUGGUCAAUGGUCCAGGGGUUUCCUCCCAAUUUGGCAUCUUAUUCCCUCUAUAGUGCACUACCCUAUGUGAGCCCUGGUCAAAAGCAGUGUACUAUUAAAAGGGAAUCAUUUGGGCCACGGAGACUUAUUGCCGGGGUCAAGGAAUGACGAAGAUGUGAGAACUGAUGUUAUGCAGGGAUGUUAACUAUACAAAAUGUUCAAAUAUUUAACACACACUAACAAAUUUUAUUUUAUAUUGCUCAUCUUUUUGCUAUUGCACUUGUCACUUAAACCCAAAACCCUCCCUAGUGAGUUUAACCAGUCAAACUGCCAAGAGGAAAGAGGCUCCAAAACCUCUUCUAUGGAUUAUAUGUCUACGACCCACAAUGCAACAACGUGUAUAUUUAGAUAUCGUGUUGUUAGGCAACCGGUAACUGUCCAAAUAAAGGAAACCCUUGAGUAAAUGAGGGGAUACAGAAGUUUAUAUAUGUGUGGGGUGCCAUUUUCCUGGCAUGGGUCCAGGUCCACUUGUAGAAUCUAUGUCAAGGUGCAUUGAAGCUGUUCUGGCAGCUCGUGGUGACACCUAUUUAAGAAAUUUAUGUAGGUGUUUCCUUUAUUUUGGCAGUUACAUGUAUUUGAUCCAAUUUGAACCAGUUAUGAUUUUUGAUUUUUUUUUUUACUAUUGAUCCUCUGUGACUAAAUUCUGUUCAUUGAGAGCAUGCUCCUGUGAUUGGAUACUCUUUUUUUAUAACUUAAUAUUAUUUUAUAUAUAUUUUUUUGGCUUCUUGGGGUCCAGCCCCUGACUCACACCAAUUGACCCAUCACAUUUAUUUAUUAUGCAGUUUAUUUUAUUAAAUCAGUUACCCAAUCAAGGCAGGGCCCCGCACAGUUACCUGCCGCCUCCUCCUCUCCCCUGUCUGAUAAUUAGCAGAGCGGCAGCAGGCUGUCUAAAACUCAUUGACAGCGGGCUCCUGAAUCCUCCUGUGGUUGGCGGUUGCAGUAAAUAAAUAUCUCUAUCUAAUAUAUACUGUAUAGAAGUGUCUUGCCCCCCCCCCCCACAGGCCUGGGCCCAGGGGCUUCAGCCCCGGUAAGCCCCUGCAUUAAUCCGGCCCUGUAUGUAGGGAACAGGUUGCCAUUUGAGACCAUUGUGUCUGCAAUGUGCAAAGUGUCUUUCAUUUCCAUAUUACUGCUUAAAUUUACUAUAAUACAAAACAAUAACCUGUUUGAACAUAUUUUUCCAUCAGGACUAAACAACAACAUCAACAACCUGUUUGUUUUUUUUGUAUUAUAUGUGACUUUAAUCCAUAUUAUAGUUUAAUGCACAUUUUUAGUUUCACUCUUUGUAUAUCUGUCUGGGAUGAGUUGACGCGAUGUCAGUCGGUCUCCACACAACCAGAACUACGCUGUCAGCUGUUGUUCAAUGUAUGUCCCUGUCCCAAACGGUUCCUUGUGUACUACUUGGGACCAGGGACCCCAUUUGGGUUAACUAUAAGGAAUAGGCCAGGGGCCCCAUUUGGGUUAACUAUAAGGAAUAGGCCAGGGGCCCCAUUUGGGUUAACUAUAAGGAAUAGGCCAGGGGCCCCAUUUGGGUUAACUAUAAGGAAUAGACCAGGGGCCCAUUUGGGUUAACUAUAAGGAAUAGGCCAGGGGCCCCAUUUGGGUUAACUAUAAGGAAUAAGCCAGGGUGCUACUUGGGACUCAUAUUGUAUAAAAGAGGUUAGGAACUUGUUACGUGUAUUAAUCUGACCCAUCUGUCCCCAACCAACAUCGCUGCGUUCAGAAACCAGUGUGUUGAUAUUGUCUAUUGCUCAACACAUGGAAGAGACUAAACGCUUCUAUGAGCUUCUGACAUCACUUUCUUUUUUUUUUUUUUUUUGAAAAGAGAAAUAUCUAUUGUGAUGUCAGCGAGGCGGCAGCCCACCGGGCGGUGACUGACUGUUCUACUGAACCCAACAGAACAGUGGCAGCAGGUGUAAUGUAUUAUUCACAUGGGGUUUUUUCUAUUUGGCUCCUGUAAAUAUGUGAUGUUCGAAUGGCUUAUUAUUUACUGGGUGUUUUGAAACGGGUUUAUAGAUCAUCAAGUUCUUGGUGUAAAAUAAUAAAAACACAUGUUAUUAAACUGGUAGAAGUCGA